Messenger RNA from Galeopterus variegatus (Sunda flying lemur), 1212 nucleotides. Its product is annotated as zinc finger protein 555-like. Bases 1 to 1212 code for a protein of 403 amino acids. The transcript has 6 exons. Gene Ontology annotation, biological process: regulation of DNA-templated transcription. The record is from RefSeq and is a predicted model, not a curated record. NCBI's taxonomy places the organism in Eukaryota, Metazoa, Chordata, Mammalia, Dermoptera, Cynocephalidae.
AUGCCUCUCGGUGGUUCCUGUGUUCAGGGCUUGGGGGGUCAUGCUCAUGUGUCCAAUAUGGGAUAUGAAAAUGAGAAAGAGAGUGCAGCCUCCAGGGUGGACUCAGUGGUCUUUGAGGAUGUGGCUGUGGACUUGACUCUGGAGGAGUGGGCUGUGCUGGAUUGUGAUCAGAGGGACCACUACAGAGAUGUGAUUUUCAAAAGUUUUCAGAACCUGGCUUCAAUAGAAAUUACAUGGUGGAGAGACACUGAAAAUGUUGAUCAAUAUGGAGAAGUCUUCAGCCAGAUUCCAAAUCUUAACCCAUACAAGAAAAUUCCUACCGGACUAAACCAGUAUGGAUACAGUGCCUAUGGAAAGGUCUUCAUGCAUUGUUCAUCCCUCAAGAGUCACAUCACAGUUCACACUGGACAAAAACUGUAUCAGUGCCAGGAAAGUGGGCAGGCCUAUGGUUGUCAUUCACACCUAAGAAUGCAUGUUAGAACCCACAGUGGAGAGAGACCCUAUGCUUGCAAAUUAUGUGGGAAAACCUUUCCUCAUAUGUCUUCCCUCAAUCAGCAUAUACGGAUUGACACUGCUGAGAAAACCUAUGAAUGUAAGCAAUCUGGGAAAGCCUUCAUUGAUUUUUCAAGUCUUACUAGUCAUUUGAGAAGUCAUACUGGAGAGAAGCCAUAUAAAUGCAAGAAAUGUGGGGAAGCCUUCAGUUGUUCCUCAUCCUUUCAGAGACAUGAAAGGACUCAUGAUGGAGAGAAGCCCUAUGAAUAUAAUCGAUGUGGGGAAACAUUCAGUCAACCCUCAUCUCAUCCUUUUGAGGACAUGUGUGUAGUGGAGAAAAACCCUAUGAAAGCACACAUACACAUGAGACUGCACACUGGAGAGAAACCUUAUACAUGUGAGCACUGUGGGAAAGCCUUCAAUUAUUCCUCAUCCUUAAGAAGACACGUGAGAAUGCACACUGCAAGAAAACACUACAGAACCCACAGUGGAGAGAGACCCUAUGCUUGUAAAUUAUGUGGGAAAACCUUUCCUGAUAUGUCUUCCCUCAAUCAGCAUAUAGAGAUUGACACUGCUGAGAAAACCUAUGAAUGUAAGCAAUCUGGGAAAGCCUUCAUUGAUUUUUCAAGUCUUACUAGUCAUUUGAGAAGUCACACUGGAGAGAAGCCAUAUAAAUGUAAGGAAUGUGGGGAAGCCUUCAGUUGUUCCUCAGUUUUUUGA